AUGGCGACAAUGAACAGACAAGGUUUCGGUGUGGAUUCCUCCAUGACCUACUCCUCUGGGAUGCAGAGGAACGGAGUCUCAUCUGACCUAACGGAGGAGGAUCUGGACGAUCUGAGGAUCGAGCUAUCAAAGGUGGAAGAGGAAAUUCAGACCCUGCACCAAGUCAUUCUGGCCAAAGAGAAAUACGCAAUGGACAUCAAGAGGCAACUGGGUAUGAGUCCGCUCGGCAACAUCAAGCAGAACCUGGCCAAAGGCUGGCGAGAAGUCCAGACCUCAUCGCCGUAUCUCACGGCCUCCGCCACCUUGGAGGACAUCAGCCACUCCAGCGCGUAUAGGAGGACCCAGGAUACUCUGUCUCAUGCAGGCCAGGUGACUUCUGCUGCUCUGUCCAGUGUGGGUGUAGCCAUUACCAGGAGACUGACAGAGAUGAGAGCUCUGCCCCUUCCAAACCCGCCACGACCGCUGAGUCAGAACAUGAGCGUACCUUCCAUGAGACAUUCCUCCACCUUCAAGUCUUUCGAGGAGCUGGUCGACAACGUGAAGGGGAAGGUGACCGGCGGCCAGGCGAGUGACGGAAACGCCUCUGGGUUCGAGAGAAGGUCCUCGCGUCGCAGCUCCCGAGACGGUCCCUUCUGA
Molecule: messenger RNA, 636 nt
Organism: Lampris incognitus (smalleye Pacific opah)
Lineage: Eukaryota; Metazoa; Chordata; Actinopteri; Lampriformes; Lampridae
Product: tumor protein D54-like
Exons: 9
Coding region: 1-636 (211 amino acids)
Cellular component (GO): cytoplasm
Source: RefSeq, a predicted model, not a curated record